Arabidopsis arenosa is the source of this 732-nucleotide messenger RNA. NCBI's taxonomy places the organism in Eukaryota, Viridiplantae, Streptophyta, Magnoliopsida, Brassicales, Brassicaceae. The record is from the annotation of a GenBank genome assembly.
GUUUCAUUCAUCUUUCCAGCUUUCUUUUCUUUUUUCCUUUGUACUAAAGUGAGAAAACAAAAAUACUUAGAAAAUAAAGAAGAGAAAAAAUCUGAGAGAAACAGAAGAAACAUUAAAAAAAAAAAUGAGACCAUUGAGCAUUAAACCAACAUCGUUAGAUGUAGCUAGACAUGCUACAUCAGUAGAAUCAUUCGGGAAUCACCGACCGCCAAUAUCGCCGUGGCACUCUCCGGUACCGUAUCUAUUCGGUGGUCUUGCGGCAAUGUUAGGCCUCAUAGCCUUUGCUUUACUUAUCCUCGCUUGUUCCUACUGGCGCUUAUCCACCUCCGGUGAUGACUCCGGCGAAGGCAACGGCGGAGGAGUUGACGAGGAGAAAGAGAGUCGGUCUGGAGUGAAGGCGGCGAGUGCGGCGUACGAGGAGAAGAUUCUUGUCAUAAUGGCCGGAGAUGAUUUGCCGAGGUUUUUGGCCACGCCGGCGGCGAACAAAUGCAUGUGUGGUCACGAGGGUAAAAUGGUAAUUUCGAAGGAGGAGAAAAUGGGAGACAGAGAGAAAGCUAAAGAAAAUGAAGAAACAACGAGUCAGUGAGCUUUUUUGUUUUCUUUUCUUCUCUCAGUGUUUGUCUUUUUUUGUUUGGGAAUUUUCUUGGGAGAUUUUCCUUUGUGUUUUUCCCGGGAAUGUAAAUUUUACUGAGAGAAAAUUUUGGUUACGAUUAAUGAAUGUUUGCUUGUAAU